Molecule: messenger RNA, 1252 nt
Organism: Nematolebias whitei (Rio pearlfish)
Lineage: Eukaryota; Metazoa; Chordata; Actinopteri; Cyprinodontiformes; Rivulidae
Product: solute carrier family 51 subunit beta
Exons: 6
Coding region: 60-1019 (319 amino acids)
Biological process (GO): bile acid and bile salt transport
Cellular component (GO): plasma membrane
Molecular function (GO): transmembrane transporter activity; protein heterodimerization activity
Source: RefSeq, a predicted model, not a curated record
AGUUAACCAUUCCCUCCUUCUCACCUCUGGCAGAGUGGCAGCGCCGGCGAGUUCAGAACAUGCUUGUCACCGGGAUUUUACUGUUUCUCCUCAUGUCAGGGGGAGGGACGUUCAUGAUCCACGACAGGGAGCUCAGCCUGUGUCUGGAGGGCUCUGCAGAUGCAGGUGAAGUCCUCCUGAAGAAGUGCAACCUGGACUCGGAGUACCAGCAGUGGGUCUGGGUCCGUCAGGGCAUGCUGAUGUGUGUUGCAUCGUCCAGAUGUUUGUCAGCCCUUCAGAGCGAGAUUGUCCACACCCAGCCUUGCCUCGAGCCAGAUGUGCAUCCUGCAGGAUUACUGUGGGACUGUGACAGCGGCAGACUCAUCAGCAGAGAGACAUCGAUGCUGCUGUCCACCCACGGAGGGCGUCUGAUUCUCACAGAGCAUGGCAAACAUGCAAAGUGGAGAUCAAUCGAGGAGGGGGACAUCUGCCAGGACAGACUCAGAAUCCGGAGGGCCUCCGAUGACCUGGAUCCAUUUGAGGAGGUAGACGAUUCUGCAGGAGAACGGGCAACCAUGACGAAGGAGCAGAGAGAGUAUUUACGCUGGUUUUACCGCACAGAGGAGCCCACCACAUGGACAUUUGUGCUGCUGGGACUGGCCUUCAUCUGUCUGCUCGUUGGGUUUCUGCUGUUGGGAAUGGGAGCGAUGGCCAACAAGAGCAGAAAAAAGAUAGCAAAAUACAGAGAAGCUGCAUCACUGGUUAAGAGAAGUGAAGGUGAGGAGCAGCCGGACCUUCCACCUCCACAAGACAACGGAACAUCUCCACUGCUGCAGGAACACAAGCUCCCCAUGUCUGAAGGCAACACCAGCACACUGACACCAGGAGACAUUGUGGUCACAUGGAAAGAUGGCAACACCUCCUGCCUGUACUCAAAUCCUCCUGCUGAGGAGAAACAGGAGGAGGACAAGCAGCAGAAACAAGAGGAAGUCCCAGCUGAGGAGUGUGAGGCUUGUGAUGAAGUGAAGACGACAGAGUGAAUAACAUCAUCAGCUCGUCCCACUGCUUAUAAAUUCUUCAGCUUUGAUGGACUGUAAAGUUUGUGCACAUGACAACAUUCACAAAAGAUUUUUUUUUACAACCUCAGAAAUGAGCUCGUCUAAAUAUUCCUCCGUCUGUGUGAUCCGUGUGUUCCUGACCCUCGUUUCAGUGGCAGGUCUUUAUUUGAGUGUCUAAUAUGAAAACAGUACGUUAAUAAAUCAUUUCAUCAAAA